Saccharomyces kudriavzevii IFO 1802 is the source of this 1743-nucleotide messenger RNA. It is a transcript of the gene SGO1, whose product is annotated as Sgo1p. The transcript has a single exon. Gene Ontology annotation, biological process: meiotic chromosome segregation. NCBI's taxonomy places the organism in Eukaryota, Fungi, Ascomycota, Saccharomycetes, Saccharomycetales, Saccharomycetaceae. The record is from RefSeq and is a predicted model, not a curated record. The coding region runs from base 1 to 1743 and encodes 580 amino acids. Gene Ontology annotation, cellular component: nucleus; chromosome, centromeric region.
AUGCCGAAGAGAAAACUAGCUUCGAAUAAGGAGAAUAGCAGGAGUACGUUCUCUCACAAUGACUUGACCCCACAAAUACAGGAAUUUCAAAACCUAAUGGAUCUGGAAUCACAGAAAGUGGAGACUAUCAAACAGUCGUAUUCGAGACAGAACUCCCUAUUGGCCAGAGAUAACUCCAUACUAAAAAUUAAAGUCAAUGGCUUAGAGAAAAAAAUAAGCCAGCUGGUACAAGAAAAUGUGACUCUUCGAUCCAAAACAUCUAUAAGCGAGGCUAUCUACAGGGAGCGGUUAAGUAAUCAACUACAAAUCAUUGAAAACGGAAUUAUCCAAAGGUUUGAUGAAAUUUUUUAUAUGUUUGACAAUGUUCGUAAAAAUGAAAAUUUACCUAGUUCAAGUUUAAAAUCCCUGUUGAAGAGACCCAAUUCCAGGUCAAGAUCAUGUUCAUUAUCGUCACCCACAUACUCGAAAAACUACCCCGAGCAGCUGAAUUAUCAGAAUAGUUCAUCACAUGAAUCAAGUUUCAAUAAAGAUGACGGUCAGAAUCUCGAGCCCAAGGCUAAAAAAAGGAAAAGUUCUAGGCGGCAAUCCAUGUUUAUAUCUACGAGUUUACAGUCUGAUGAUGAGAUCACUGAGAGGGAACCAAUAACGAAAGAACCUUACGCAGCUGUACCUACUGAAUUACGGGAGACUACACAGCUUGAAGAAGCAAUGGAUCCGUUAAAUAUUGGGGAAGAAGAUAACGAUUCAACUGGAAACUUUACCAAUUCCAUUAUAGAAUAUUCCAUACCAGAGGAAAAUUCCAUAGAACCCGAGCAUUCAUCUUCUAAACUAGAAAUAUUCAAUGAUAGCAUGAAUAUGAUAAGUGCCGCAUCAUCGAGCACUCUAUCAUCACCUUUACCGGCUUCCUCAGCUCCUUUUCCUGCUUCCACUGCCGAUACUGCAGCCACUUCUUCUUCAUCGAAUUCUUCUACAAGCUCUCAUCCAAAGACCAAGAUCAAACAUUCUAUGAAGCCACCUAGGAUAGAAUUGAAGAAAAAAAUUAUCGACGAAGUCAUGCCCAUGAGUAAUAUGAGUAGCAGCAGUGAAAUUACGUUUGCUAGAACAAGAAGAACUCGCGGUAAAGCUGUGGAUUACACAUUACCAUCACUAAGGGCCAAAAUGAGAAGGCCUUCAGAAAAGCUAGUGGAUGCUACUACCAUGAUUGAUAUACACGAUUUGCAAGUUUCUAAAAGAAAUCGGGAGACUGCAAAUAGCAGGAGAAGUUUGUCCCAUGAUUCAAUACCCGAUGAGCCGCAAUUAAAAGAAGUAGUCGUCUCUAAAGAUUAUGGAACUCCAAAGGUAAAGGAAACAGAAAAGCAAGUACCCAACGAUUGCACUCCCCUGAUAACGACUAUUGACAACAAUAGCAACAACAAAAUAAGUAAUAGCAAUAAUCUCCAAAAAUCUUCGCCUUUACUCGAUAUUACUAAUAAAUCAGAGAAUAAGAGAAGGCCAGUGAGGACUAAAAAACUGUUUAAAAAUGCGAUUGUCAAUAAUCUAUCUGAUGAAAAUUCUACCACGCGACGUUCGAAGUUGUCAAAAGGAAUCAUCAAUAAAAAUAUGAACAGUAACGGUGACUCUAAUUUCAACAGUGUUAAUAGUAAAUCUGUUAGCUUUAGAUUGAAGGAAGACGAUUUAGCAAUAUUUGACCUAUUUGGAAGCGAUAAGAAACAUCAACCAAAAACAUAUCGCACCAAAAAAUGA